GUUCUGUCUAUAUAUAGACACGACACUAAGGGCUCAAUAAACCUUAAAAUAACACCAAUAAUGAGCUCCCUUCUCUAAGGAAUUAUUCAGCUUCUUCCUCCUAUUUAUCGGCGCCAUUUCUUAGCUAGCAAACUAAGAGGGCUGUUGCUCUUCCGGAUGGAAAACAUGGAAGUCGAGAAGAUGGCACAUUCCAAGCUCAAGGACACAAGAAAAGGAGGCAACAGAGCUGCACUCUUUGUAUAUGCGACUGAGGCACUCGAGAACAUGGCGUUCGUGGCGAAUGCCAUCAGCAUAGUCACAUACUUUUACGGCUACAUGAACUUCAGCCUGACGAAAUCUGCCACUACUCUCACAAACUUUAUGGGCACCGCUUUCCUGUUAGCUCUCUUUGGAGGGUACCUAUCGGACACCUACCUGUCAAGGUUCAAGACUUGUGUCCUGUUUGGGAUAAUCGAAUUGGUGGGAUACGCGGUUUUAACAGCGCAGGCACACUUUCACCAACUGAGGCCAACUCCCUGCAAUGGGGUUGCCCCGGACUUAAUGAACCAAUGUGAGACCGCCAGUGGUAGCCAACUGGCGAUUUUCUACUCAGGCCUGUACCUGGUGGCGCUUGGGACGAGUGGGAUCAAGGCAGCCCUCCCAGCUCUCGGGGCUGACCAGUUCGAUGAGAGGGACCCCAGGGAGAAGGCCAAGUUGUCGAGUUUCUUCAACUGGUUCUUAUUCAGCCUGACCUGCGGGGCCAUAGUCGGGGUGACCUUCCUUGUGUGGAUCAGCACAAAUCAGGGCUGGGACUGGUCAUUUGGGGUCUGCGCGUUGGCUGUUCUCUUCGCUAUCGUAUUUGUGGCUAUGGGCAAGUCCCUGUACCGGAACAACGUGCCUAAGGGGAGCCCACUUCUUCGAAUCCUGCAGGUAUUUGUUGCUGCCAUCAAGAACCGGAAUCUCCCAGUCCCGGAGAAUACAGAAGAGUUACAUGAGAUCCAUGACCAAGAAGUGGGGGAGAGCAUGGAACAUCUUCGGAGGACUGACCAAUUCAGAUUCCUAGACCGAGCAGCGAUUGUCAGGUCUUCAUCGGGCUCCCAGGCGUCCGACAGGUCCUGGAGCCUGUGCACAAUAACCCAGGUUGAGGAAGCGAAGAUCCUAGUCCGGAUGUUCCCAGUAAUCCUUAGCACCAUCUUCAUGAACACUUGCUUAGCCCAGCUCCAGACGUUCUCGAUCCAACAGAGCACGACAAUGGACACCCACCUAGUAGGAGGCUUCCACAUCCCGGGCCCCUCCAUCCCCGUGAUUCCACUCCUCUUCAUGUUCAUCCUGAUCCCGAUAUAUGAUCGGAUCUUUGUCCCGGUUGCCAGAAGAUUCACUGGGAUCCCCACAGGGAUCCGGUACCUCCAGAGAAUUGGAGUUGGACUUGUUCUCUCGGCCAUCUCCAUGGCAGUGGCAGGAAUCAUCGAGACCCAGAGAAAGUCCGUGGCAAGGCACCAUGGAAUGGUAGACUCAAUCGAGCCCCUUCCCAUGAGUGUGUUCUGGCUCGGGAUCCAGUAUGCAAUCUUCGGGGCAGCUGAUAUGUUCACUUUGAUUGGACUACUGGAGUUCUUCUAUGCCGAGAGUUCCUCAUGCAUGAAGUCACUCAGCACGGCCAUCUCCUGGACAUCCAUCGCCUUUGGGUAUUUCCUCAGCACCGCCGUGGUCGAACUGGUGAAUAAAGUGAGUGGUGGGUGGUUGGCAAAUAACAAUCUCAACAGGGACAAGCUCGACUACUUCUACUGGCUACUGGCCGGAAUAAGCGUACUGAAUUUCGGGUUUUAUUUGGUGUGCGCUUCGUGGUACCAGUACAAGUCCGAGGACCAGAAGAAGGGAAAUGGAAAUUCAGCUGCUAGCAGAGCCGAGGGCAAGUGAUAAGAGGUUCGAUCUAUAGGCUGUUCUUCCUUUGUCGUAUGCUAUACGAAACAGCCUGCCAUUGCAUAACUAAUGGAUCUUCAGCACCAAUGAUUGAUCCAGGAAUCUUCACGCUGAGAAGUCUUUAAGCAACUUAGAGUGCGAAAGUAUGAAGAAAAAAGGGAAGUUCCCGAAUGAUGUCAUGUUGAGCUUGCGCACCAAUCGAUAAUCGAUUGUCCUGCAGAAUUAUAACAAAACUACAUGUUUUCUGCUAAUCGUGCGAUUUAUAAGUUCUUCAUCAAUGUUUCAAGGGAGAAGUACAUUGAAUUGUUCAACUGGGUUGAAGGA
Molecule: messenger RNA, 2220 nt
Organism: Punica granatum (pomegranate)
Lineage: Eukaryota; Viridiplantae; Streptophyta; Magnoliopsida; Myrtales; Lythraceae
Source: RefSeq, a predicted model, not a curated record